Messenger RNA from Vicia villosa (hairy vetch), 3653 nucleotides. RefSeq names its product histone acetyltransferase HAC12-like. The record is from RefSeq and is a predicted model, not a curated record. Gene Ontology annotation, cellular component: histone acetyltransferase complex; transcription regulator complex. Gene Ontology annotation, biological process: positive regulation of transcription by RNA polymerase II. Lineage: Eukaryota; Viridiplantae; Streptophyta; Magnoliopsida; Fabales; Fabaceae. Gene Ontology annotation, molecular function: histone acetyltransferase activity; transcription coactivator activity; zinc ion binding. Bases 336 to 3590 code for a protein of 1084 amino acids. The transcript has 15 exons.
AACUAAAUGAAGAAGAACUUAACAAGACAAACAAAUAAAGAAAGGGAUUUAAGAAAAGUCAAUUUUCCUUUCUCGCUCUCUUCAAAUUCAAUUAUUCACUUCUUUACACACAACACAACAAAUCAGAAACGACACCGUUUUCACAUUUUUUUGUAGCUUAGUGAAUAGAAAAAAUGGAACACGACACUAGGAUUUCCGUGGCAGACGAAACAAAGGCUUAUGGCACAUUAAGAAAUUAUUCAUCAGUUUUCUCGGACAUUCCAUAAAAAAGAGGUUUCGAUGAACUAUCCAAUCAACCUGUUGGACUCAAUACAGACUGGCAUGAUCAUCCUGAAAUGGAACAAAAUCGUAAAGUUGCUGCUUCAAAGGAGGACUAUAUGAACUUGGAGACAUUGCCUCGCCGUGUGCAAGUUGUAUCAGACUCUUCUAGAGCUCAUGUCACUGGUUAUUAUAGCAUGCUAAAAGAGGGACAAUCUGUCCCUUCUACUGUUCGUGAUCUGCCUUGUUUUCCUGAUGACCUUUCAUCAAUCCCCCCAGUUGCUAAUAUGGAUGUGCGUAGUAACUUACCUGUUUAUGGUGGUGAAAGCUAUUUGGAUGCUAACACCAGAUCUAUUAACAACUAUUUUCCUCAUCAACACACAAAUAAUUGUGAUACCGACAUACUACAACCUACCAAAAGAAAAAAAAUGAUUUAUGGAUUUUCCAAUCCUUUUCCUGGCUGGAAGUCUUGUUAUCUACCACAAAUGCUGGAUUUUCAGAAGAGCUCUAUUGUAAGACAUGGUGUUAAUGAUGUCUUGGCUGGUAAUAACAAACAAUGGAAUAACCAGUUAGUUCAACCUUAUUCCUCUCAAACACCUUCGGAAGUGCCACAGCAGUCACAAUUUCCCCCCUUCUCUUCUAUCACUUUAGCGAGCAAUGGGGAAGAACUUACAAAUCCGAUGUUUCAUUCUUCGGGAAUCAGAGGGAUAAACAACAAUGAGGCAAGUGAUACACUUGAACAGAUCUUAAAGGAGCCAAGCCUUGAAAGCGAUGAUGUGAUGGAAAUCAGCUCAAAGGAAUUUGUCUUUAGUUUGAAACCCAGGAAGCGUACUCUCGACAUGGAUCCUUUUUCUAUUGGUGGAGAGAUUAUGCAGCUCUCAGCUGAAUUCGACCGUGGCAUUACAUUGAACUCCAACCUUCCUAAUCUCACCGAAGAUGUUUUUCCUAUUGAUGGAGAAGGUAUACAAGACACAACUGAGUUCAGGACAAAUGCCAAUAAGAAAGUUGAUGAGCCAACAAAUACUAAGUCCUCAAAUUCUAUAGUUAAUGAAAUAGAUAGCGACAAAUCAAUGGAAAUUGACAUUGGAUCGAAUUCCAUUAUGCACACUCUCAUAAGCAAGGCUCCUAUUCCUAUUGAUGUAGAGGACAAACAUGACAUAACUGGAUUCAACCAAGAGGAGAAAGUUGUUAAAAGGAAAGUCAGUAAGCCUAAAGUUGAUCAAGCGAAACAAUUUAAAUCCUCAAAUACAACCGUUGAUGUUAUUUCCUUGAUUGAUUUUUUCACACAUGAUCAAAUAACAGAACAUAUUAAUAGUCUGAGAAAAGAACCUCUUAAGAUUACAGCUGAAGAUGGAACAGGAAAUGAUGCAAACACAUGCCAAUUAUGUGAAAGGGAAAAGCUUUACUUUGCACCGGUACCGAUUUUUUGUAUAUGUUGUGGCAUUUCCAUCGGGAGAAGAAAAAUAUAUUUCUGUAGAAAAGAUGUGGGAUUUGAUGCAGAGCGUUGCUUUUGCUCUUCCUGUUAUAAUGCAUCUAAAGUCGGGUACAUUGCAUUUAGGGCGACAUUUGUUUCUAAGGCAAAUCUUGAAAAAAAGACAAAUGAUGAAGUACUUGAAGAACCGUGGGUUGAAUGCAAUAAAUGCAAAAGAUGGCAGCAUCAAGUAUGUGCACUCUACAACAACAAAAAAGAUUUGGACUGCAAUGUUGAGUAUAUAUGUGCUGUAUGCCGCUUAAGAGAAAUUGAAAAUGGAGUGCAUUCCAAGCUUCUUGAAGCGGCAAAUUAUGGUGCUAAGGACUUACCACGCACCAUGCUUAGUGACCAUUUAGAGAAGAGACUUUUUAAGCGUCUCAUGGAAGUGAGAGUAGAUGGGGAAAAAGUUAAAGGAAGUGAGAAUCUUGAUAAGGUUUUAGCAGCAGAAAGUAUUUCUAUUAGAGAAGUGUUAUCUAUCGACAAACAAUUGAAAGUGAAGAAGCUGUUUCUUGAUAUCAUCCCAGAAAAGAAUUAUCCGGCUGAAUUCUCUUAUAGAUCAAGAGUGAUACUUCUAUUUCAGAAGAUUGAUGGAGUAGAUAUAUGCAUUUUUGGACUGUACGUCCAGGAGUUUGGCUCUGAAUGUGGCAAUCCGAAUCAGCGCUGUGUGUAUAUUUCAUAUCUUGAUUCUGUUAAAUAUUUUAGGCCUGAAAGAGUGAUUGUGGAAGGAGGAGCACUUCGUACCUUCGUUUACCAUGAGAUAUUGGUUGGAUACCUUGAUUUUUGUAAGAAAAGGGGUUUCUCCACUUGCCACAUAUGGGCACGUCCUCCUUCCAAAAGGGAUGUUUAUAUACUAUAUUGUCAUCCGAAAGAGCAAAAGACUCCAAACAAGGAUAAGCUACUCUCUUGGUAUCUUUCAAUGCUAAAAAAGGCUACAGAAGAAAAAAUUGUUGUUGGUUUAACUAACAUAUAUGAUCAUUUCUUUGUUCCUACUGAAAAAGAGGGCUCCAAAGUGACGAUUUCUCGUUUGCCAUACUUUGAUGGAGACUUUUGGUGUGGUUCUGCUAUGGAAAAAGUGUGGCCCAUUGAAAAAGAGAGCAGAGGAGACUAUGAAAAUAUGUUGAAGAAACAAGUGUCAACUAGAGCUUUGAAGACCAUGGGACAUGUCAAUCCUUCGAAAGACGCUGCUAAAGACAUUUUAGUGAUGCGAAAAUUGGGUCAAGAAAUAUUGCCUACCAAGGAAAAUUUCAUUGUAGUUCACUUACAGUAUUCAUGCAUACACUGCUGUGAAGUGAUAACGUCUGGGAAGCGGUGGUUUUGCACUGAAUGCAAGAAAUUUCAGGAGUGUGAAAGUUGCCAUAGUUCAAAUGAACACACCUUAAAGAACGGAGAAGUGCAUCCACUUUGUCAGGCCGUUGUUGAUGAUAUCCCCUCCAGCACUAAGCAUAAUGAUACCAUCCUUGAGAAUGGAUUAUUUGAAGAUAGAAUCAACUUUUUGAGCUUCUGCCAGAAGUAUCAGCUUCAGUUUGACACACUCCGACGUGCUAAGUAUUCUUCAAUGAUGAUCCUCUACCAUCUAAGCAAUCCUAGUCUUAUGACUUCUGGAAAAUGUUGUAGUAUUUGUUGUGCACACAAUGUGUUUCAAAAGUGCUGGAAAUGUGAGGUUUGUCCGGAUUGGGACAUUUGCUCUGCAUGCUAUAAGGAUAGAGGUCCUAACUCCCAUGAACACGAGUUAACUCUAAAUGAAGACAAUUCAACUCAAAAUAUGCACAAGUCAACUCAAAAUGUGCACAAGUUGGCUGAAAAUGAUUCAACAUCACAAUCUGAUAAUCAAGAGUCUAAUGGGAAACUGGUAUGGACUUGAUUCUUUGGAUUUAUUGUUUGGUUGUAAACGAUUAGUACUAAUUGAAAAACAUUAGAUUAUAUG